This is a messenger RNA of Thamnophis elegans (Western terrestrial garter snake), 6438 nucleotides long. RefSeq names its product CCAAT enhancer binding protein beta (gene CEBPB). Gene Ontology annotation, biological process: regulation of cell differentiation; regulation of transcription by RNA polymerase II; DNA-templated transcription. Gene Ontology annotation, molecular function: DNA-binding transcription factor activity, RNA polymerase II-specific; RNA polymerase II cis-regulatory region sequence-specific DNA binding. The transcript has a single exon. NCBI's taxonomy places the organism in Eukaryota, Metazoa, Chordata, Lepidosauria, Squamata, Natricidae. The coding region runs from base 557 to 1627 and encodes 356 amino acids. The record is from RefSeq and is a predicted model, not a curated record.
AAUGGCCAAAGCUCCGGGAGGCACAGACGCUCCGCUUACUUGGAGGCUGGAGCAGCAAGCGAGCCCACUCCGAGCGCCGGAGCGCACAGCAAGCAAGCAGGCAGGCGGCAGGCAGGCAGGCGGCGAACGACCUCUCUCUCUCUCGCUCUCGCUCUGCUUGCGCUGCUCCGCCCCUAUAAAUAACUGAGCGCCAAGGAACUUUCCCAAGUCAGAGAGACUUUAAGGAAGAGAAGAUUCCGCACCUAUCGCCAAAUGGUCCGGAGGAACCAGCCGCGGCAAGAGCGCUCGACCGGCAGCGGCAGCGUCUGAAGCAACUCUUCGCGAUUUUUAUUUGUGUGUGUGUGUGUGUGAAGAAGGGGGCUCGGAAGCCCCUUCCCCCGAUUUCGGACGGGAGUUUCAGGAGCCGGGCAAAGGAAGGCAAAGAGGAACUUGCCGGCGUCUCCUCGGUCGGGCGCUUGCAAGGUCCCCGCCCUCUCGCUCUGGAGGCAUCGGAGGGGGGUCGUCUCCGGUGGCCGAGGUUCCCCUUCGUGCCCCCCGCUCCCCUCCUCUUGCUUUCAUGCAACGCCUGGUAGCCUGGGAUCAGGCAUGCCAUCCCCUCCAGCCCGCGGCCUUUAAAUCCAUGGAAGUGGCCAAUUUCUAUUACGAGGCGGACUGUCUGGCUGCCCUGAACAAGCUGCACCCGCGGGCGGCGGGGGCCCGCUCCAUGACCGAGCUCACCGUGGGGGAUCACGAGAGAGCCAUCGACUUCAGCCCUUACCUGGACCCUUUAGCAUCGCAGCAGCAGCAGCAGCCACAGCAGCAGCAGCAGCCGCCGCCUUCUUCCACGGCAGCAGGGGGCAACUUUGAGCCUGUUUGCAGCAGCGGCGGCGGCGGGAGCAGCGGCCAAGAUUUCCUCUCCGAUCUCUUCUCCGAGCAGGACUAUAAAGGCGGCGGGAAGAAGCACCCCGACUACGCUUACAUCAGCCUGAGCAGGCACGGCCACCACCCACCCGUCGGACAGAACCACAAAGCCGGGCCGCUGCUGGGUUGCUUCCCGCCGCAGAUGGUGGAGACCAAAGUGGAGCCGGUCUUCGAGCACUUGGAUUCUUGCAAAGGGGGCCGCAAGGAAGAAGGCGGCGGAGGAGGAGCAGGGCCCGGCCUGGGGGGAAUGUCCUCGCCUUACGGCAGCACCGUCCGCUCCUAUUUGGGCUACCAGUCCGUGCCGAGUGGGAGCAGCGGGAACCUCUCCACCUCUUCGUCUUCCAGCCCGCCUGGCACCCCGAACCCGUCCGAUUCCUCGAAAUCCGCCUCGGUCGGAGGAGGAGGAAGUGGCGGCGGCGGCGGCGGCGUUUACCCGGCAGGCCCCGGCGGCGGCGGCAGCAGCGGCAAGAACAAGUCCAAGAAGUCGGUGGACAAGCACAGCGAGGAGUACAAGAUCCGCCGCGAGAGGAACAACAUCGCCGUGCGCAAGAGCCGCGACAAAGCCAAGAUGCGCAACCUGGAGACGCAGCACAAAGUCUUGGAACUGACGGCGGAGAACGAGAGGCUGCAAAAGAAAGUCGAGCAGCUGUCCCGGGAACUCAGCACCCUCAGGAACUUGUUCAAACAGCUGCCCGAGCCGCUUUUGGCCUCCUCCGGACAUUGCUAGCCUUUCCCCCUCCCCGUUGACCUCCCCCCCUCAACAGCUGGACGCCGCUGGAAACAAUGCUGUGGUUUGGGCAGGCGGAGGGUUGUGGGGGAGGUGAGGCUUCCGGGAAGGAAUGAAGCGGUGCGUAUGUGUGUGUAUGUGUGUGAAGGGGGUGGGUGCAUCUGCCCGUCUUUUCAGGACUAGCGCGGGUCGGAGGGGGGGGGAAGAGAAAGUCCCGAGGGGGCUUUGCAUAAAUAUAAAUUAUAUAUAUAUUAUAUUUUUGGCCUUUAAUUCGCGCUCCUUGAUGAUGGGAGAAACCUUCCGCCCUAAGCCCCUUGCAGUACGACUCCUUCGGCUGGCGGGGGGAGUUCUUUAGAUCUCUGCGCGACUUCAUGGAGAAAUCCAUAGUUUUCCAACUUCAUUAUUUUUUUCUAAGAAAAAAAAAAGCCGAUACCAAACUCAGCAUAAGAAGCCAUUUAAUAUCCAAUAUGAUUGUCUUUGCAAAGGGUUUUUUUGGGCGGGUGGGCGGGUAGGGAGUUUGAGUGCUUAGUGUUAUUUAAAUUGAACAAAUAUAUAUAACAUAAAGGAGAGAAGAGAGUUCAGAAUGAUGCAAUCUUUUAAACAUGGCUGGGAACACCAGCUUAUACAUGAUGCAACCUCAUGUAACUGUCAGUCAUGGAUUGAGUAAUCUGUUAAAGAUGUUCCUACUGGUUUUUUUUAUGAUAAAGAAUGAUCUAUUUCUAUAAGGAAAAAAAGACGUAUGUAUAUUUUGGGAUCUAUGCAUUCUUGCUACAUAUGAAGCAUUAAUGAACAAUUUUAAUAAAACUUUAUUGCUAGGAUGGAAAACGAGUUUGUUAUUUGUAAGGUGCUGACAUCCCUAAUAUUGUACCUGCUUUUCCUCUGCAGGAAUUCGGAGGGAGGGGGAGGGGGAAAUCUGGAGUCAGUAAUAUAAGUAGGAGCCAUCCCAUCAGUUUAAAGAAAGGAAGAUGUCUUCCCAAGCCUUUGGUUUUGAGGGUGUUUAACAAAAUCAAAUGAGAUUGUUAGAAAAGAAUUGGAGCAAAAACCACUCUCAACUGCUCUGUUCCUUUCUCUAAUUAUUAAAUUGUUUAUGGAUCUGAGUGUCACUACAAAUCAGGGUGAGAUAUUGGAAAGCAGUAUAAGUUUGUGAUGAAAAAAAUAAUGAAUGUGCCUUUAACCUGUUAUUUAUCUAUUGUGCCUGAUGGAAAGAGAAUACAUUUAAUCUGUGCAGUUUACUAAAAGUGGGGGAAUAUUUCAGUAAUGAUAAUUUUAGAAAGCAUGCAAAUAUGUUUCAUCGAGUGUGAGUUUUUCUUUAUAACAAAUCUACAUGCAAAAAAAAUAAUGGAAGAAACUUUUGUAGUUUCUAAAGUUUUUCUAAAAAGUCCAUAAGCAUAGGAAUUUCAGAAAGCAGGUAGAAUGCGGGAUCGGACUCUCACCGUUAUUUUGUUUGAAUAAAUUCAUUCUGCUUCUAAGAUCUUUCAGCUUUUAAAGAACAGCUGUUAUGCUUCUAGAGGUUCACAUAAUUUGCUUAUUAAAAGUCCUGAAAAACUGGAGUAAUGCCCUUCCCUUUAGGAUAAACUAUAGCAAAAAGAUGUUGCAGCACAAAUACGAUCCAUGUCUCCCAGCCUAGCAUUUGCUGUUUGCUGUAUUAAAUCAGAUGCAAAUUGUGUUAAUUGCAGCUACAAAGCAAAAGCAAUUAACUUCACCCUUUGGCUCUUUCCAGAUUUUCAAUGUUGCCUUACACACCUGAACUACCGCUGCUCCCUUCCCCAUUUAUUUUCUUAUUGCUAAUGGUUCAUGAGUUCUCCGGCAGUUAGCAUUGAGGAGAUUGCAUGUGUGAAUGGAGGCUAGUGAACCUAUGGUGAAGGCAGUUGUGAAUCUGCUCCUGAUAAUAGCCUGAAGGAUUUCUCUGGAAUCUGAACAUUCUUGGCUUCUGCUCCUUUGCUUAUUGCAUUUGUGUCACUUGUGAAAUGUUAACAGAGGCUGGAAUUUAUUGUAUGUGUAUGUGUAUCUUGGAGGCCUAGAUAAAGAAGUUGAACUUACUCAGCGUUUUCUCAUAUAGUAAGAUUUUAUAAGUACUUCUAGACUUUUCUCGUGAGAGCCAGUUUGACAUAGUGGUUAAAGCAUCAGAAUAGAAACGGGGAGACCGAAUUUAGGUGUCCCUUGGGCACAAAAUCAGUUGGGUGACCUUGGGUCAGUCCCUUUCUCUUAAACCUAGAAAGGAGGCAGUGGCAAAAGUCUGCUGAAAACCUUGCCAAGAAAACUUGUUCAGGCAGUCUCAAGAAUCGGGCCAGACUAAGGGAAGAAAAAAGAUUUGCAAACUCAAGUAGGGUGGACAGAAAUCUUUUAACCCUUCUUUUUAUGCCCAAUAUCUUUUUGGUAAAAAAGAACAAGGAGCACUUCUGAAUGCACUUCUUCUUCCUGAUGUAACUAUGUUUCAAUUAGCAACAGGUAAAUGGCCUUACGGAGGAAUGGAGUUUGGCUUUUACCUACCACAGUCUUAAGGACCUUCCCAAUAUCAACCUCUGCAACUUCCAUAACCUUUUUUCCAAGGAAUCUCGGCUAGGACUAGGUAAGAUUCUUCUUUCACUGAUCAAUGAGACAUUUUCUAAGGACUAUAUUAAAAAUGUGUGGGGAUUUCUUCACUCAUCACGUAGGUUGUGAGCAGGUUGCUGCAAAAAAACAACAGGAAAAUAUAUUUCUCUAGGCUAAUUAAUCCCCUUUCAAAGUACCAUGAAAUAUUUUUUUCUUGAACCUGAGCUGGAGUAGCUUUAUGCAGUUCAGUUGCUGUUCCUCUUGGACUUUUAUUCUGAGAAGUAAUUGGCAUUCAUUAAGUCUCAUGGAAACUUACUAGACAUCAGAAUGAAUGCACAGGGUUGGUUUUGCGACAGCAAAAUACACUUCAACAGAACUAAAAUUCCCAUAAGUAGGAUCUUAGGCUCAGUCUGAUAAUUGAAAAAAAAAACACCCCCAAAGCCUAUGUUGUACAUGUAAAAUACACUUUGAAUACAUUAAAAAAAAACCUAAGUAACUUUGCAUCAAGUGGUUUGUUGCAAAAAAAAUUUCCUCUGUUACUUUUGAAAGUUUUCAUUUUCAUCUUUUUCUUCAGGUAUUGAUUUCCUAGAAAUAGAAGACAACCAUAAACUAAGAACAGACUGACUAGCUCAUUCUGCCCAGCAGGGUUUUAAGACCAGUAUUUCUUGAAUAGCAACUGUUAUGCUGCAUAGCAAAAAUUGUUCGCAAUAUCAUAUGGAGGAUCUCCAUAGGGGUGAAAGCAGAUAUUUGUUAGCUAUACGAAAAUCUUUGGCCAAACCUAAAGUAACUUUCAUGAUUGUGGACUUUGGUUGCAAUCUGGUUUCAUUAAAAUAAAAAGGGGCACAAUCUCAAAAGAGCUUCCUGUCCUAUAUUCUCUUUUUUUUUUACUGGCCUUAAAAAAACACCUUGCUUAUUUCAGUGUUUUAGACAAGAGUGAUACAAUAAUUGAGUCCAAAGCAUACCACGUAAUUAUUCUUUAGUCUUUUGUGAUUAUUUCCCACUUACUGAAACUCUGUGAGCAUUGCUAAAGUACAGGUGUCCUAUUCCAUACGAAGUACUGUUCACUGAAUUAUGUAGAUUUGUAAAUUUGAGUAGAAAAUUGUGAAUUUCAAACGGCAUUUAGAUUCCCCAAGUUUGAUUCUUCAGUUGCAGCAACAGAUCAGUUGCUUCCUAAAAAAUAACUAAAAUUACUUUUUGUUUAGGAUGUUUUCUUGCUUCCUUUCAUCAUUUCCUUAGAUCUUGUUUUCUUUCUGUAAGGAGCCUCCAAAUAGUUAUGGGAUAGUGAUCCGUCAUUGUAGAAUACCAAUAUUGCUGCAGUAGAUUCAACUUUAUAAAAAUGUGAAGCUACAAUGAAUCUGCUAGUCUUUUAAUCUGUAAGAUCUACAAGAUCCUUUCCUUUUUUUUACUCUGCAAUUGUACUCGGAAUCAACUCUGGAAAAAUUUACUAAUAUGUUUUUAGAAGCGCUUAACUAGCAAAUUAUUAGAAGCACUGUGGGAAUAGUCUCAAGACAGAAUGUACAAGCAAUUAAUAAGGCAGUUAAUUUAUUUGUUAUGUUUAUGCCUACUUUUGCAUUAUGGAACAGUAUAGCUUACCAUAUUUAUCCAACAAGAAAAUGCUUUCUACACAGUAGCAGUUUAGGCAGAACUUGUCUGCUUUCAUGACUUAAUUUUCAGCAACUCAAGAGAUGUCACCACUGUCUACCACCUUUUUAACCUUUGAGGGAAAAAUUAGCCUUUUAUUCAAAUGAAUAAAAUAAUUGUGGCUGUCCGAUUUUCUGCCUCCCGAGUAAAAUCCAGAAAAUAUCAGUCUCUUUUCAGUUGAUUUGUCUAUUUUAGUAUAACUGAUAUCCCCAAUAUUUGACUGUGAAAGCAACCGAAAAACUGUGUACAUGGGGUUGGAGUGAUUGUGUUGAAAUGUACUAUAGUCAUUCUCUUGUACAAUCAAUGUUAGCAGUUCCACAAUUCUUUAAAUAAGAAAAAAUAUUUGUAAUUAAAUUUGAAUUUCAGCUUCAGUCCGCUAAUCUGAAGUUAUUGUUCUGUGGACAAUAAUACAAAAAACAAGACGCAGGAAUUAAAAAUGGAGGGAAAAGAAGAAAGAAGCAAGCAAGUUUAAGAACUUAAGCAAGUUCUCAAAAUUAGCCAGUCCUUAAACAUUUGGAAAUCAAUUUACAGAAUGGCUUUAUACUUUGAGAAUAUGGGAUUGGGCAUAUGUUUAAUAGUCUGAAAUAAACCAAAAGUUAUUGUUUAAGUCUGCUUAAAUAAAGCACUAUUUUAUUUCA